Letharia columbiana is the source of this 585-nucleotide messenger RNA. RefSeq lists its product as uncharacterized. The record is from RefSeq and is a predicted model, not a curated record. The transcript has a single exon. Gene Ontology annotation, molecular function: protein binding. Bases 1 to 585 code for a protein of 194 amino acids. NCBI's taxonomy places the organism in Eukaryota, Fungi, Ascomycota, Lecanoromycetes, Lecanorales, Parmeliaceae.
AUGCUUACCAGUCUAUCAGAAACGCUCCUCAAGGAAAAAACCUCUGGUCAAGCACGGAAAGAGGCUCAACUCCUCUGCGACCAGGCCAUCCAACUCGAUCGACCACUCUCGUCAUCAUCCACCCCACGCCCGCCCGUCUCUUUCCACAGCAAAGCACGAAUCUCACGCCUCUUAUACGAGAUAGGAAAAUACCCAGAGUCCGAAGCAGUGGCCCUCGGCGUGGUCACAGAGGGCGAGAAAGUCCUACCAGCAAGCCACACGGCCCUUCUCGGUAACAGGCGGCAGAUUGCACGACUGAUGGCGUGCACCGAGAGAAAAGACGAAGCACUAGUAUCGAUGCGCUCAGCUUUCUAUUCGGACGUCGAGCGCAGGGGUAAGAAUGACAAGGGCACGCUGGAGACGGCGGGGCAAUACGGGGCGUCGUUGAGAGAUAUGGGGAGAUUGUGGGAGGCAGAGUUGGUGCUGAGGGCGGCGUUGAUGAAGAAGGAGAGGGAAUUUGGUUGCGGGAGUCCGUGGAGUGUGGAGACUAGGAACGAUUAUGUUUUACUUUUGCUUAUGGCGCUGAGGAAGAGGGGGAAGGUGUGA